AUGAAAAAAUAUUUAGUUUAUGAAAAUAUGCAUAAUUCGUAUAUCUUGAAUAGUAUAAAGAAUGGAGAAGAAUCGGAAAAGCUAGCUGCCCUGAAUGACCUUUACGAACAGCUGAACCUGUCUGCAGAUGGCGGGUUGUCCGUUUCCCAGAUGGAAGAAUACAUCAACGUACUGAUCCAUGUGAUUAAUAAGCCACACAUGAAUUACAACAAUGCAUAUGGAAGGAACAGCAACAGUGGUAAUGUCGGGAGUGGGAAGAGUGGCAGUAAGAAAAAGGGCAAAGGGGUGGGGAGUGCCAAAAAUAUGGGCUCAGUGAAAAUUAAGGACACGAUGGAUAGCGGGCUGAAUAGCUUUUUUAAGAUAAUACAGGAACGUAUAGGGGUUUAUGCGUCUGAUUUUGAUGAAGAUGGAAAUGUUGAUGAGGAGGAUGAGGAUGAAGAAGAAGAAGAAGAUGAUGACAACAACAACAACAAUGAUGAUGAAGAGGAGGAUGAGGUGGAUGAGGACGAUGACGAUGACGACUAUGAGGAGGAAGAAGAAGUAGACGAGUGUCAAGACGAUGAGGAGGACGACGCAGAUCAUGAUGAUCAGGAUGAUGAAGAGGGGGAAGACAAUGAGGUGGACGAGGUAGACAACGUUGGCGAGGCUAGCGAAGGCGACAGCGAAUUUGCCUUGAGCGAUGCUAAUGCAAAGGGGAGAAAGAAGAAAAAGCGGAAAGAUGCAGCCAAGGGGGGAAAGUGCAAGGGAAACAAUAAAAGCAACAACGAAGGUAAAAAAAAGCGUGCGAGUGGAUGCGUCAAUAAACGGACCAGCAGAAGAGCCAGUCAGCGUAUCAAUGAUCGAUUAAACAAAGGCAGUAACAAAGAAGCCAAGCGGGAGAAGACUAAAAGUACGAAGAAGGCCCUACAAGGUGCCAAGCCAAAGGGGGAAGAAACAAAAAAGAAAGCAACCAACAGAGGAGUGAAAAAAGAAAUAAUAAUAAACUCCGAAGAUGAAAGCAUUGACUUCUUCUCCUAUUCUAGCAAUUCGAGCGACUCAUCCAGUGAAUCAUGUGAAUCAAGUGUCACAGAAGAAAAUGAACAAAAUUUUCUAAACGAUGCAUGUGCAAUAGAUGUAAAAUAUAUUAAUAUCAUUUAUACGGCCACGUGCUGUAUAUAUGCAAUUCUGGAUAUAUACCCCCAAACCAUAAGGUAUGUAAUUAACAACAAAGACGGUAUAAAUAUCCUAAACAGAAAACUGAACGACAUUGAAUACAUUGAUGUUGCUGAAGUGAUUUUAAAAAUUUUCGAAAAGUUAGUAGAGAAAGAUCCUAUGCUUAUUUUGAAAAAAAAAAGUAUAAAGUACAUGUUGAUGCAUAUAGAUUUCUACAAUGUAAACAUUCAGAAAAAAAUCUUCUUCUGUAUCAUCCAGAUGAUUAACAAUAUCAGCAAGCAUAGGCACAUAACGAAAUAUAUAACUCCUUACUGUUCCAUUUUUACAAAUUUUUUUCAUUUCCAUUAUAUUCAUAUACUAAAUAUUAUAUGCACCCUUUGGAGAUCUCUCCUUGAUAAAAUGAUCAUCGUUCGGUUGGAGGAAGAGAACAAAUUGAGGACGAAAACGAGGCGUUCCGUCACCGAUAAUGGCGCAGGUGCAAAAGAGGGGAGCUCCUUGGCGCGUAGAAAAGAUUCCAAGGGAGACUCGUAUCUGAGUAAAUUGAUGGAGAAGACUGAUAAAAGGAAAAAAAAAAAACGCGAACAGGAGGGUGCCUCUGGUGCAAAGGGAAAAGGAAAAAUGAAGGGGUUAACUGGUACCCCCUUUGUGAAAAGCGGAAGGGCAAAGAAACAAACGGGAGAUAAUCCCCGUGAAGGGGAAGUGAUCGAAAUAUCGGAUGAAGAGCAAACGAGUGAUUUUCACAAGAAAAGAGGCAACGAUACUGGGGAUGACUCUAUCUAUGAACAUCUGGGUGAAGUAAAGUCUAACAAGCAGGUGAAGAAGAAGAAGGAAAGCUCAACUAAUAAGAAGAGCAAGAAGAAACCAAAAAAUUGCACAAAGGAAAAAGUGGACGAUGGCGAGGAUGUGGAGGAAGCUGGAGAAGUGCCCAAUAUUAUAGACGUUGGUGAGGGUAGCGAAGAUGAUGAAGUGGAGAUAGAUGGAGAGGACAGAAGGAGGAAAUCAAAGAGACAGGUUCAGAAGAGGAGCAAGUUAAAGAAAGAUGAUAACCUGAUCAGCUGCGAAUACGACAGAAGGGGAAGAGACCCGAAGGACAGCAGAAACAAGGGCCAAGAAAGUAGUAGAAAGGGAGCCAAGAGGGAGCAGAUAAAGGACGAAGAUGUGUACAUUUUGGAUGACCAAUUAUCCGAUAGCAUCAACUUCAAAAAUAGCAAGUCGAAUGAUAAUGUCAGUUUUCUGAGUUCAUUUUUAAAAGGCUCUGGCCCUGUUAGCGGAUCAAAGGGUAAAGGUUCGAAGAAGCCUAUGAGGGAAUCUUCCUCUCAUGGCGCAGAAGAGAGGGAGAAAGAUUCCCCCCAAAUGGAAGGCACGUUCCCAUCCAAGGACGAAAAGAAGAAUGCCACCUUUGUGCACCACCAAAACAAGUUGCUUCAAAAUAUUAUCCAUCUGAAUAGCAGCGAAAGCACUCACAUCAAGCUCUGCGCAGAGAUCGAAAGCAUAUACAGCAUUAACAUUCGAAAUAAUAUUAUUAAGUUGCUGAUAGAGUGUAAAAUUGAGGAUAACUUGUACGCCUUCAUGGAGACUUUUUAUAUCAUUUCUAUCUUGGUACAUCACAGUGAUAAUAUACUUGAAGAUUUCUGUAACAGUGAAUUCCUGAGCAAGUUUAGCGAGAUCUUUCAAAAUGAGAAGUACCAAAGUAAUAACUUUUUAACUCUGUACCUUUUGUUUACGCUGUACUCCUUUUUGCCAAUGUGUACGUUUAACGGGUUGGUGAUUUAUGAUUACGACAUGGGCACGAAUCUAAGUGGCGAGGCCUUCGUGAAGCAAGGGAAAAACCAAGGCGCAGAUGAGGAAGACGGAAAGAACAGCAGCAUCGGGCGAAAGAACAACGUUGAAGUGGAUUCGAGUGAUGAUGGAUUUUUCCCCCCCGACAAUACCCCCGAUGGAUACAUGCCGAACACGUUUCCAGUGGACGUGAAGAAACAUAAGUUGGAUUUUUAUAGGAACCACUUUAACCACCUGGCCACCCUAAUAAAGGUGAUCAUACCGAGUGUGUACAGAAUAUACGAGGAGACUGUCUAUUUCGACAUCAAGUAUUUGUGCGUAGUUAUCACAUUGUCUGUUUUCAUUUCGAUGUAUAAAAUAUCUUUGACCCUGAGUAAGGAUGCGGAGUUUGUCAACUCCCUUGAGUACAUUUUUCUGUACCACAAGGAAACGUGUGCCUUUAUCAGGAAUCUCGUUUUGAAUAACCUAUCGGAGUCGUCAGUCAUUAGUGGUAUUAUCAUGUGUAGAAUUGUGGAGCACUUUGCAGUACUCAUUGGGGGCAAUUCGAUGUUCGAGUCUGUAAAGGAUGAGGAGAGGGGAGGAAAUACAGCAUUCGUUAAUAGAAAUGGUUAUGCGCUUUGUGAAGGCACUGCCCAUGUGUUGCACCCGCUAUCGGACAACCAUGGAUCCCAUCUACACGUGCUAAAGAAUAUCAUUAGUAAAAUAUUGGAAAAGAAAAUGGACGAUAUGUAUUCUACCUGUGAGGGUAAAUACUUGUGUCCGAACAAAGAAAUCUACAAUAUUAUGUUUUGCUAUUUUUACGAGCUGUAUAAGAAAGGAGGGGACUGCGGUGAAGGUGUUAGAAAGGGCCGAUGUGAAAGGAUCAACUUCCUAUUUUUCAAUUGGGAAAGGGAAAUGAAGAAUAUUUCCCUCGAAUUUGAGGUGAUUUUUUUGAACUACCAAAAUAUGAAGCUAGCCAAGGAGAAGAACAAAAUGGAGAAUGGCGCCCAACCCAUACGUUUAAGUCACCUGAUUGUUGACGAGCGCACAUGCUACAAUGGUAUCGUUUUGAGUUAUUGCUAUUUGGUUAAUCUGUUUGGUCAUCUAUCCUCCAUGGGGGAAGACGCUUCCAUCUAUUUCUACCAAUACAAUGUGGCAAAGCGUCUGUAUUUUUUUCUGUUCCAGAAGUUGUUUUAUCAGGACGGGCCAAGUGAAAUGGGUAAGAAAGGGAAUAACGACUUGAAGAAUAAGUACAGUUCCCUCGCAUGCUGCGACAUCAAUCGGAGAAACGUUCUAAAUUUGCUAAAAAGCAUCGACAGAAAUGUUAGACUGUACAUCUUUUUAUACGCCCUACUGUUUAAUAACCAUAACAAAAAGGGAGAAGUCGUACGGGGGUUAUUUUUGAACAGCGUGAGAAGGUUGUAUGGGAUAUUCUACGAACUGGGUGGAGACCAAGUGAUCGAUGAUAUUGAUGAAGUGCAACUGAACAGAAUGAAAGGUGUAGUGACAGAUAUUUUCGACUCUUACCACUAUUAUUUAAUUAUGAAUAACCUGUCCUUUACAAAGUGUUCGCUACUCAUUCGGUUGACAAGGGAGUGCCUAAACGUACAUGACAAUUUGCCCAUAUACUUUUUCAAAGAUAGUAGGAAGGCUCCUAACAACAGCUGGAGCUAUGGUGGUGCGAAAAAGGAGCAGGGCGGAAUCACACCUUUAGAGAAAUCCAAUUUUUUUUAUCACGAGGGAAGUAGUAACGUGGAUUCCUGGACCCAAAACUACGAUGAUUUCCCGUCGCUAAAAAGCGAAAACCUCAAUUCUCUAUUUAUCCCCAAGUACAGGAAAAACAACAAUGAUGCUUUUGUUAAAUCUAUCAAGCAAAGAAGGAAGAAGGAGAAGGACGAGGAGAACGUUGGGGUUAGUGGCAAAUGUAGCCGUAUCGAAUUGGCUGAACAGAAAAAGAAAAAUGCGGGUUCAUCACAUUGCAAGGGGGGCAUAUUAGAUGAUGGUGCUGCCGCGGGGGAAAUGGGGAAUGAAGGGAAUGGUCAGCUGAAUAGGAACAUCCAGGGGGAGGACGGCGAAGAGGACCAAGGGGAGGUCGCCUUUGACGUGAAUUGCGAAAAGAUGCGGAUAAUAAAGAACAUCCAGAGGGAGUUCCAGAUAGGGGAAAAAGAUGAGGCUGACGACGCGAAGGACACACAGAACAAUAAUAAAGCGCGCCGAUCCCGCGAAGCUAACCGGGGCAACCCAGUCAUACCCAUCAUCGACGUCUUAAAGGAGAUCUCCAAGGAAGUGGAAAUCAUAAGGGAAAGAGAUCCCGACGAAGCGAAGAACCAAAUGGUAGGGAAUGCCGACAACGUGCACAGCAAGGCAGGAGUAGAAAGAGAAGGAAUGAUGGACAAGGCAAACAAAGAAAAGAAAAAAAAAAACAACAAAUUGAAUGAAAGCAAGAAGGGACAUAGUAAUCUAUUCGAUUAUUUCACUGGAAGCAAUUACAAACAUUUUGAUUACAUUCCGAAGGAUUCAUUUUACGAAAAUUUAUUUUAUGAUAAUAAUGACAGCACAGAAUUUGAUAAAAAGAAAAACAAGAGCAUAUAUAAUAACUACAAUUGUCAUUUCCCUGUGCAUUUGAGGAGAAACGGUCUGUACGUGGAUAACGUGUCGAUUUUCAGUUCCCUCAAUGAAGGCUUACCCAUCUCGUUGUCUUUGGAGAAGAUGAAUCAGGGCUCUCCCGAAGCGAGCGCAGAAAGUGAAGCAAACGAGUCCACUGCGCUGAACGAAUUAACUUCUCAGGGAGGACAAAAAUUAUCUGAAUGCGGAGCUACCAAGGAUGAGGUCGGGAAUCACAGGAAGGACAACAAAAUGGUCGAAGACAUAAAUGAUGAGAAGAAGCAACUGAGCGCGAGCAUCGGAGGAGGAAUUUCAAAAUUGCAAAGAAGCCCAAGAGGUGUGGUCCACAACAGAAAUGCUUACACCAAGGAUCUUACCCACAGACUGCUCUUCUUAGGAAGGAACUAUCAGGAUAGGCCAAAGAACCUACACGCCACCUUCAACAUAUUUGAUUCGCUCAAUAAGGUAGAAAACUACAUAAAGAAAAAUCUAAGCAGAGGCAACAGAAAUGCUAAUGCAAAGUACUACUCGAAGGAGGAUGACUUGGUUAUCCUGUCAGUUAACGGUAUUGAUGUACACAACUAUUCGUGCCUUUCCGAAUAUCUCAUAAAACUCAACGAUCUGUAUUAUAUGAGGAGAAAUUCAGCUUGCCUUAAUGAAGAGAAUAUUUUUUACAACACAGACAAUUUUUACGUGUACAACGAUAUUGUAGAAUUACUUCCUAUACAUUAUGGGCAAAUGAAAAGUCAAAUAAGGUAUCUAUGGAAUGGGCAUGGAAAUGGAAGUUCAGCGUCGGAGAACUAUUCCCUUGGUGGUUCUCUCUACACGGGUGAUGGUUAUCCCUCGCAGAUCGGAAACAACACUCAUAGUAUAAAUUUCAAGGUAAUUAAAAAGAGAAAGCAGAAUGAGCUUUCUUGCUUGAAUUUCUUGCCCGAUGAUUUCUGUGGUAAAGGCAAUAUACACAUUGUAUCUAAGAAAAAGAAAACGAACAACAAUGCAGUGGAGCUGAAUGAGGAAACGAGAAGGAAGUUAUACGAGAGGAGAGAAAACCAGGACGAUCUUUACAGUUAUGUAGAUCCCAUUACCUUUAGGAAAAUCAAAUCCAGCAUUGAAACCCCGUUAAACUGUAGAAUUGUUAGCGAGAAGUUUAAUUUUUUUAACAUUUCCUUCGACUUGGUUAAGAAUUUAUACAACGCGGAUGAUUUGCGAGAUGGCACCUGGAAUGGGAAUGUUGCGGAAAAUGGGGGAUUGGGGGAGCUCUCCAAAAAGUGCUUCUUCCGCAUGUUGAAAGGGGAUCCUACUGAGGAUACGAAAAAGAAGGAACAAUUGAAGCACGAAGCGCGGGAUGACGGUUCGGAAACCAGGGGGAAAUUGAGCAACGAUCAAAAGGCUGACGUAAGUGCAGGGGUGAAUAACGUGGACCUCACGGAUGGGCAAUACUACGCAGACGAGUAUGAUGCAGACCAGAUAAUGCCCUACGCGGAGCACCUCUCGGAGGGGGAAGAGAAACCCUCCUUCUUGAUAGACUACCUAAAAGAGCACUACAGGAAAAAGGAGUUGAAUCUUUUCUUGUCGCAGAGAAAUUGUGUGGAGAGUGAUUCGAUGUACUUGUCAACCUUUUUAAAAACCGAAAUGAGGAAAGUGACCGAGUUAGUUUUCUUGGAUGAACACUACAUUAAUAAGGACGUGAUGUUGAGUACGCAUCUACACAACAUUCACUUUCUGGUGCAUCAAGGGGAGAGUGAUAUGGAGGACAGUAGAACAUGGCGAAGGGAAAGUCUCGUGGAUAGAAUUCAUAGAAAUCGAGAGAGGGAAAGGUCUCUAUAUGUGAAGUAUCGCAAAGGUGGAAUUAUCAACCAGGACACCAUAAUAGGGGAACAAGCAAAAGAAAGUAACCAUCAGAAUGACAUUAUUCCAAGUGGGGAAGAGCAGUACCUCCUAUUUAACUACAUGCCUAUGUACAGCGAAAUUGUGAAAAGAGACAAAGUUUCUGCACGAUUGAGGACGCGUAGUGGUGGAUCUCGGAAGGAAGAUCAAUGUGCCAGAAAAAUGAGUAGUCGUUCAGGUCAACGGGCGAAGGGAAAAUCUGGACAAGCACGAGACGAAGAUAAGGAUAUUUUCCUACAGAACAUAUACAAUUUUAUGUUUUUCAAGUUCCUUUACUUGUUGUGUAGGCAUUUUAAUAUGUGUGACAUUCCAUCCUUACUGACGUUUUACUUGAAUAACAAAGCCGGGGAUAAUUCCAUGUGCAAAGUGCGAGAUGUCGAGUCAAGUUGCAACGAAAUGUUAAACGCGGAAACGAUAAAGGAGAUGAAUAUCCUGAUGGAGGAAGAGUUCUUAGAAAGGGCAUCGGAAGUAGCACAUGGGCAGAGUGAAGGAAAUACUCCUGAUAGAGAGAUAAAUCCUGUGGUGGGCAUAAAAGAUAUAAAGAAAAAGUGCUUCAUUCUGAACAGCAUUAACAACAAGGUGAUGUACUACUUGAAUAAUCCUCUCUUCCUAUUCAGUGAAAAGAUCCCAUCAUGGGUAUAUAAGAUUUUUUACCUGUUCAAUUUUGUGGUGGACAUUGAUAUAAGGCUUUUAUUCUUUGAGGUAGUUUAUUUUGGAAAUUAUAGAGGCUUAUAUAAUUACAAGCAGAAGAUAAAAGAAGUAGUGGAAAAGUUCAACGACAAAAUAAGUUUCGGUAAUAAGUCCCUAACGGAGGAGCAUCUACUCUCCGUUUGUGCAAAUUAUACAUAUAACUGUGAUAAGAAAAAGCUGUUUAAUUUUUUAUCCGAUAAUACAACUUUAACUUUACCAAGGACGAAGAUUAAAUUGCACCGAAACAAGAUGGUCGACUCGUCCUUUCGAAUAUUUAAUCAUAUGCAUUUUAUCAAUUCAAAUUUUAUUACUCCAUCGUAUUUGGACAUCGAGUUUUUCAAUGAGGAGGGCACGGGAUUAGGGCCUUCGCUAGAAUUCUACAAUGAAGUGAUAGAAGAAUUAAAGAAGGAAAAACUAAAACUGUUCAAAUUGGAGGAUACUUACUUAUUCCCCCUUUCCUACAAAAUUGACUUAAAUAAUUUCGACUUUAAUUUACUGAAGAAGCCGAAGAGUUCGGAGCUGAUGGGACUGAACAGCGCGAACAACAUAAAUGGAGGAGCACACAGUGGAGGAAAUAAUUACUACGCGUAUGCCAGCCACCUUGGCAACCUCGGUAGCAAGGGGUACCAUUUGCAAAAUGCUAACCCAACUCAGUCAUCGUCGUCAUCGCUAAACAGACGCAUAAAUGUUAUUACCGAAGGGGCGAACGGAAGCAGCUACCACUCAGUGAACAGCCUAAUUAACCAUUUCCUCUACUCCAUGAAUUCCAAUGUGUUUACCAAUGAAGGCAACAGCUUCGGGAAAUACGAAGAUCUAUCCGAAAUGGAAUUCCUAGGAAACAAGAUGAAGUCUAAAAAGGGGAAGAAGAAUUCUGAGAAUAUUAAAAAAGGUAGUAAAAAAAAUGAGAUCAAGAAAAAGAAUAAUGCAUGUACCGGGGGGGAUGGAACGAAUGUAGGUGGUGUCAGCAGCACAAGCAAGAGGAACAAGAAAAAAAAUGAACAAGCCAAAGGUACGAGUGAGAGGAAUAAAAAGGGGGACGACCAACUGUUUACCGAUAGUGACGUAACGAAAGGGCAAAACAAACAGAAGAAAAAAUACAUCAACAAGGGAGAUGAAGAAGCGGAGGAGGACAACAUGGAGGAUGAUGAGGAUUAUGAGGAGGAAGAGGGUGAUAUUCCUGGGGAGAAGAACACCUAUAGUGAGAAUUAUCGCAAGGAUAAGACCGACUCAAGUGUAAAGAAAAGCACCCCCGCAACGAGCAACGCGUGUUCGUACAAAAAGAACACUGGGUUUGACGCCAGAAUGGAGAGCAUAAUUAAAUUAGGGGAAGAGGAAUAUAUUAACUCUGAGAAAAAUAAAAAGAAAAGGAUUAGGUGUUAUGUAGGCUCGAGUGAGAAGCAGGAGGAGGAAAGUAAGAAGAAGAGUCUGAUGAGUGAGAGGAAGGUGGUGGAUACCAAGGAGGGAUUACCACCGGUGGAAGGCUCAGAAAGUGUGCAAAUGAAGCAGGCACGGGAAGGCGCUCCAGAGGAGGGGGGAACUGCAGUUGACCACUUCAGAGAGGAAGUAAACCAGGGCAUUGAAAAAAUUGACCCUCAUGGGGAUACGCCGAGUAGCACAGGUAAGAUAGGCAAAGACCCACAACGUGUCGCCUCCCAAUCCGAGGAAGAGGAAAAAUUCGAUUCGGAAGAGGUGGUGGAAAAUACAGGAAAGAGCAAUAUUGAGAAAAAGAAAACGGAUAAGAGGCCAAGCAGCAAAAAACACCAUGCAUCUAAAUCUAACGAAAUAAAGGAUUCGCAAAUAGGCAUAACGCCAAACAAAUCGAUGAACGUGUCGGGUGUAGGGAGCAGCUCCAGAAACGUAGACAACGUGUCGAUAAAGGAGGAGAAAGCUGAGAGGCACUGUUGUAAAUUGUUGGACAAGGGUAUAGAAAGUAAGGAAGACGAGGGGAAGAAAAAAAAACUUGAUAAAACGAAUAAGGAGGAGGAUACGAAAAUUGUGAAAAGUGAAGACAGCAAAAAGAAAUAUCUCCUCUCUGGCGAUGUUCAACAAGAACAAAUCGCAGACAAUGAGAAAAAGGAGACCAGCGAAAUGGAAAACAAAAGUGUGCAUGUCAAGCGAUAUAAGCUAUUUACUAAAGACUUCGAGGAGCAUUUUAUGAAGGAAGAUAAUGAUAUGGAGGUAAGUAGACAGCAAGAGGCACGAAGAAAAAUUAACCUAAAUGAUGAAGCAAACUUAUCUCCAUCAGUAGCACAAAAUAUUAUCACUUCACUCAUAAGCGAAAUGGAAAACAAAUCAUCUUCACAGGAAAUUAAUUUAAAGACAUCCAAUGAAGCAAAUGAAAAAAUCAAGGAGGAUACUGCUGAGAACAAGAGUAAUAAGGAUGAAUCAAACAAACCGAUGGCCAACAAUGUAGGCAGAAAGUUUAGUGAAAACUUUCAAAAGAAAUUGCACGAGAAGAGCAGAAAGAAGAUAACCAAUAUUGAACAAGACACCCUUGAAAAUAGACUCUUUAAGUACUUCAAAUUGUUGGGUCAGUUGUGUGCAAAAAUUUUAACAGACAAUAGGAACGUAAAUGUUAAUUUGCACCCUCUGUUUUGGUACCUGGUUAUGAACAACUCCGGAUAUGUUAACAUCUCCAAGUUUCAGCACUAUCAAGCGAUCGACCGAGUCAACAUGAGCAGCAUAAAUAAACUGCUGGAGUAUCGAAAGGAGAACAAGAAUGUUGAGGAUUUGAUGCUCGAUUUUACCCUAUUAGGGAGCGACCCACCCGUUGAGCUAAUCCCGAACGGAGCCAACAUUGCGGUGAACAACGAAAACCUGGACUUGUUCAUAAAUAAAACCAUCGAGUAUUCGUUAUACGAGGGGAUAAAGUUUCAGAUAUGGGCCUUCCGCUUCGGCUUCAGCACGAUCGCCCCCCUCUUGUGCACCAACAUAUUUGAUGAAGAGGAAAUUUGCGAGUACCUCUUCGGCAGCAAUAUCGAGAAUGACGAACACUGGACGAAGCUGCACCUGUCGACAUAUAUUAAGCCGGACCAUGGGUACACCAACGAUUCUGUUACAUUUAUCACCCUGAUCGAAAUUUUAUCGGAGUUCAACAAGGAAGAGAGGAAACUGUUUGUUAAGUUCUGCACCGGAACGUCUGCCUUGCCGAAUAAAGGAUUUGCAGCUUUGAAGCCUCUAAUGAAAGUUGUGAAGAAGGAGGACAAUAACGAUUUGCCCAGUGUAAUGACCUGUACCAACUACUUAAAAAUUCCCGAUUAUAAAAAUAAAGAAAAGCUCAGGAACAGAUUGUUGUACGCCAUUAAUGAAGGCCAGAAGAUUUUCUCCUUAUCGUAG
Molecule: messenger RNA, 11427 nt
Organism: Plasmodium knowlesi strain H
Lineage: Eukaryota; Apicomplexa; Aconoidasida; Haemosporida; Plasmodiidae
Product: E3 ubiquitin-protein ligase, putative
Exons: 8
Coding region: 1-11427 (3808 amino acids)
Biological process (GO): proteasome-mediated ubiquitin-dependent protein catabolic process; protein polyubiquitination
Molecular function (GO): ubiquitin protein ligase activity
Source: RefSeq, a predicted model, not a curated record